CCCCCCCCCCCCCCCAUCCCCCAUCCCUACACCCUACAACUUAUCACGCUUUCCCAUUUUAUCUCUAAUUCCCGCCAGAACAUAUCUCUCUCUUCUUUUUCAACCCCGCAUAUCUCUUUCAUAUCUCCCCUACAGCCAACAUGUUCAUCGCCCGAUCGGAAUAUGACCGUGGAAUCAACACCUUCUCUCCGGAGGGGCGUCUCUUCCAGGUCGAAUACUCUCUUGAAGCUAUCAAAUUGGGCUCCACUGCGAUCGGUGUAGCGACCUCGGAAGGUGUCAUUCUGGGCGUGGAGAAGCGCGUCACCUCCAGCCUCCUCGAGGCUUCCUCCGUUGAGAAGAUCGUCGAAGUCGACCAGCACAUUGGCUGCGCCAUGUCCGGUCUGCAGGCAGAUGCCCGGUCCCUGAUCGAGCACGCCCGCGUCGAAUGCCAGAACCACGCCUUCCACUACGCCGAACCCCUCAGAGUCGAGAGCUGUACCCAGGCGAUCUGCGAUCUGGCGCUGCGGUUCGGAGAGACGGGAGAUGACGAGGAGAGCGUGAUGAGCCGGCCCUUCGGUGUCGCUCUGUUGCUCGCCGGUAUCGAUGAGGAUGGACCUCAACUAUACCACGCCGAGCCGUCGGGUACAUUCUAUAGAUACGAUGCCAAGGCGAUUGGCUCCGGCAGCGAGGGUGCACAGGCGGAGCUGCAGAACGAAUACCACCGCUCGUUGACGUUGGCGGAGGCAGAGACUCUGGUUCUGAAGACGUUGAAGCAGGUCAUGGAGGAGAAGCUGGACGCGAAGAACGUCCAGCUCGCCAGCGUGACCAAGGAGAAGGGAUUCCGCAUCUACAACGACGAGGAGAUGGGCCGGGCUGUUGCGCAACUCGGCGGGAACCAAUGAGGGAGAUGAUAAUGCUUGGGAAUCUCGAUGAGCCAAUGUGUAUGUCGGCAAUGGUACCUAGUAGUCUUUGGAGGGAUCUCUGUUGGGCCAACCCCAUAGAAAAGAACAAUGACUUGUCUAAUGAUCUAUAUAUCA
Molecule: messenger RNA, 1016 nt
Organism: Aspergillus fijiensis CBS 313.89
Lineage: Eukaryota; Fungi; Ascomycota; Eurotiomycetes; Eurotiales; Aspergillaceae
Gene: pup2
Product: proteasome core particle subunit alpha 5
Exons: 5
Coding region: 141-881 (246 amino acids)
Biological process (GO): proteasome-mediated ubiquitin-dependent protein catabolic process
Cellular component (GO): nucleus; proteasome core complex; proteasome core complex, alpha-subunit complex
Source: RefSeq, a predicted model, not a curated record